GUGCGCCGGCUAUAUAUACACUACCCGUUAUAUCAAAAUCAAUCCCACAGUUAAGCCAAUUUUCCCUCUGAAGCUUUCUCAAUGGCUUCAAUGGCGUCAAUGGCUUCCAUCGCGUCUUCUAGCCCUUAUUGUUCCUGCAAGCAUCUCACAAAUGUACGUUUACGCUACGCUUCUACUUCCACCUUCCCCCGUGUCCUGUGUCACCAGCAGCACCAAAACCGCGACAAAUCCGCAGAUAUUAUCAAUAGAAGGGAAAUUGUGCUGCGGAGCAGCGAAUUAGCUGUGCUUGGAGCGAUUUUUAACUUGAGUGGAAAAAAGCCUGAAUAUCUUGGUGUGCAGAAAAACCAACCAAGUUUGGCACUGUGUCCAGCAACUAAGAACUGCAUAUCUACUUCAGAAAAUGUCAGUGAUCUUACCCAUUAUGCUCCACCAUGGAAUUAUAACCCAGAAGAAGGAAGAGGCAAGAAAAACCCUGUAAGCAGAGAAGUGGCAAUGCAGGAACUUAUCCAAGUGAUUAAAUCAACAAAACCCGACAAGUUUAAGCCGAAGAUAGUAGAGCAGAAAGACGACUAUUUACUAGUGGAAUACGAAAGUCCCAUAUUAGGGUUUGUGGACGACGUCGAGUUUUGGUUUCCACCAGGCGGGAAGUCGAUAGUAGAAUACCGAUCAGCAUCCCGAAUCGGAAAUUUCGAUUUCGAUAUCAAUAGAAAGAGGAUCAAGGCUCUGAGACUGGAACUAGAGAAGAAAGGAUGGGCUCCAGUAGACAGCUUUUAAGAUGGAUGGGCUCCAUUAGAAGACAGCUCUUAUAAACUUUUGUUCAUUACAUUUUUUUAUUUUAUUUUUCUAUACAUAUACGAAGCCUUUUUUUUAAUCCUAAAGUAGCAUAAAAAAAUCCCCAAAGCUACAAGAAAGAUUGAGACUACAACCGCUACUUGCCUAAUAGUACAACACCUUCCUCCAUGGCCAUCUGCUUCUGAGUGAGCCUCAUAGAAUCUACAUUUGAGAAAAAUAGCAACAGAUGAGUCUUAGAACAACUAGUUCCAUCAUAUUUGUCUAUGUCAGACAUCGUCGAACUUUUUGGAGAUUUUUCCUCUGGAAAAAUGGUCAAACUUGGAUUCAAAAGAGAGUACUUGGAUUCUCUCAAUAACUAAAAAGUGUAUCAUACCUAAAUCUAAUUAGAGUUCGUAGUGGUGAAGGAACUGGAUCGAAGAAAAGAUAGAUUUCUUGAGGAAAUUCCUCAAUUGUGAUGGAAAUGAUGUGAAAUAUUAUAUGGGGGAUAGUUUUUUUUUCCGGCAAUCCCUUCAACAGUAGCACGUCAAUUUGUUCAUAUAAAGGGGGCCUAAAAUUGGCCCCACAAGCUUGUAUUUGCAUCAGUGCACCAUUGAUGUCUUUCUCUAAAUCAUAUAUUUGUUAUUUUUUGUUGUUGUAAUGAGGUUCUGCCACAAAAUUUAUCCAAAUUGAACUAAUUGAAUGAUUUGUAGUUCUGUACUGAAAAUCGAGCUGAUCAAAAAGUAUAGUUUAUAACAGUCAAAUUGACUC
Molecule: messenger RNA, 1539 nt
Organism: Momordica charantia (bitter melon)
Lineage: Eukaryota; Viridiplantae; Streptophyta; Magnoliopsida; Cucurbitales; Cucurbitaceae
Product: DUF1499 family protein
Source: RefSeq, a predicted model, not a curated record